Molecule: messenger RNA, 1599 nt
Organism: Penaeus chinensis
Lineage: Eukaryota; Metazoa; Arthropoda; Malacostraca; Decapoda; Penaeidae
Product: piggyBac transposable element-derived protein 4-like
Exons: 2
Coding region: 295-1581 (428 amino acids)
Source: RefSeq, a predicted model, not a curated record
CCCUCGCGGAAUACGCCAGGCGAAAGUGGGAGCGCAACGCUCCCGGAACCCCUUCUUUUGCUUGGGCAAAGGAGGAGAACUUCGUCAGGCGUCACUGCUUCGAGGGGACACCGGGUGUGCACGCACACCUUGACGAAUCGUCUGACCCGAUGGAGAUAUUCAGCAGCUUCUUCCCAGAGGAGUUGUUUCAAACAAUUGUGGAGGAGACGAAUCGGAAAGCAACCUACAUGUUGUUUUUCUGUGCUCUGCCUUGAAAUUUUCUACAUGUCCUUUUUUUGGAACACCUGAUUUACAAUGUAUUUUUUUCUUCCAACCGCUCGACAGAACCCGCGAACCCCUUCAUCCCACAUGAAGGGGUGGGAGGACACAACGGUGCGCGAGCUCCGCUCAUAUGUCGGCCUUAGGUUACUCAUGGGACUUCAUGGGAGGAGGAGGUGCCAGAGGGACCUUUGGUCGACGGACCCGUUGAUGUGCUCGUCGGUGUUCGUCAAGACCAUGUCCAGGGACCGCUUCGACAUCCUUAUCUCCAUCCUCCAAUUCGCUAACAACGAAGGGGAGCACAGCGCGGAGGACCGGUUGUGGAAGCUGCGCCCUGUGAUUGACGUCUUGGACUCGACGUACCGUUCCGUCUUCGUCCCCAGAAAGAACGUGACCGUCGACGAGAGCUUGUGGGCCUUCAAGGGGAGGCAUCAGGCCCUUCAGUACAACCCUAGCAAGAGGGCUAGGAGGGGCCUGAAGGUCUACAAGCUGUGUUCGUCCGACGGUCCAGAGGCAGGGUAUAAGGCGGCCUUCAAUAUUUACAUGGGGCAGGAUCGCGGCGAGUUUCCGGCGAGUAUUAAGGUCGUCGACGACCUGAUGGAGAAGGCAAAGCUGCUCGACAAGGGGUAUCAGUUGUACACAGACAACUGGUAUUCCUCCCCGACUCUCUUCCACUAUCUGCAGGCCCGUAAGACCACCGCCGUUGGCACAGUACGUGUCAACAGGAAGGGUAUGCCCUCGGACCUGCAGGCGAGUCGGCGACACAUCGACUUCCGGAGUAGCAAAACCGGAAUGCUUUGCCUGCAGUGGUUAGACAAGCGUCCUGUGACAAUGCUAUCCUCUGCCCACACAUCAAAGGUCGUUACCCUGCCUCCCAACCACCGAGGGGUGAAGAGGUCGAAGCCCGAGGUCGUUGUCAGUUACAACAACGGCAUGAAGGGCGUCGACCUCUCGGAUCAGCUGGCGCAGUCAUAUCCAGCAACCAAGAAGACCAUCAAGUGGUGCAAAAAGGUAUUUUUUUACCUGCUGGAUAUGACCACCAUCAACGCGCUGGCUGUCCACCGGGCCCUCGGCGGUAAGAUGCCUCAGUGGAAGUUCCGUACGGAACUAGUUCGGGAAUUGCUGCAGCGAGGUGGCCGACCUGCCUCCUUCCGGCGGAACCCUCCUCAGAACCACAUGCCAGUCGACACCCCAUUCCGGAGGUGGCGGAGAUGUGCGCUCUGCUGGAGGAACAACCGGCGCAGGAAGGAGACCAGAGUCAUGUGUGCCCACUGCAGCGUUUCCCUAUGUCCCGCACCCUGCUUCCAGGCAUACCAUGCCUAAUUUAGAAAAAAAAUAAAA